Messenger RNA from Diospyros lotus (date-plum), 1598 nucleotides. RefSeq lists its product as uncharacterized. The transcript has a single exon. The coding region runs from base 530 to 1441 and encodes 303 amino acids. Lineage: Eukaryota; Viridiplantae; Streptophyta; Magnoliopsida; Ericales; Ebenaceae. The record is from RefSeq and is a predicted model, not a curated record.
CGGUGAAUUUCCAUAAAAGUUCCACUUUUCUCUCGCACCAGCGUGUCUUUUAGGCAAUCCAUUCGUAAAAAAUGGCCCCUUUGUUUUGAUAAGUCGUGACUCACGACCUGCUCUCUCUCCACAGCGUGAUAGAGAGAGAGAGUGAGGGGUUCUUCAUUUCCGGGUUUUGUGAUUUUCUAAGAAACUUGCUCAAAUGUUUUGGCAAUUUUUAUCAACUUUUGAGGUAGUUGAGAAGGAGGGUCCUUUGGGGGGUUUCUUCAAGCUUGGGUAUAAUUGCAGCUUCACUUGGAAGAAACCUUGCUGCUGAGAAUUUUGGGUCUUCGUUUUCAUGAUAUAUAAUGAGAUUAUUUCAGGGUUUUUUUUUUUCCUUUUUUGAUGGAUUUGUUGGGCUGUCUCUUUUCAUCUUAUCCCAAGUUAGUUUUAGUUGAUGUAGCGUGAAUUACUGAUACAACUGGGACAUCCUCAAGCAGGCUUCAACCAAGAAUCCACCAAAAUAAUUGUUUUGUUAGAUGAGAUUUUCAAGGCCAAAAUGACUUGUUUUAGCGGCUUAGUAAUUGGUUUGAGCUUCAUCUUUGGGUGCAUUCUCCUAGGGCUCGUCGGAGAAAUCUACUAUUUGUUCUGGUGGAAGAGGCGAAUCACCACCAGCCGACAAAUUCAAGCCCACCACACCAGCUACGCCAAAAAGCUUUCCCAUCUGUUUUUCUGGAGAAAGCCCAAUUCCCCUCUUAUCGGCAAAACUCCAGAAUCCGCUGGUUCAGCCACAAACUUAGCCUCCAAUGGCUAUGAAACCGACCCAGAGCUAGGCUCAGCCAACGGCAAUUUUCUGGGGAAAGGAUUCGGUGAAGAGGGUGUAGAGUCAGAGAUCAUGAGGCUGCACAAUCUCUGCGGCCCGCCGAGGUUUCUCUUCACGAUCAAGGAAGAAACAAGGGAGGAUUUGGAGUCCGAUGAUGGGAAAUCACGAGGUGAUCGAAGCAGAAGAGGGUCCAGAACCAGAAGCCUCAGCGACUUUCUUGUGGCCGUCGAAACACCGAAUCUGACCCCUUUGGCGUCGCCCACACUGAAGGCUCACCCUCUGGAUUCUUACAGCCACCACGGAUUCAAUCCUCUCUUUGAAUCAUUCACGGAGGCUGAGCUUAACAGGCUGAGAUCUUCUCCCCCUCCAAAGUUCAAGUUCUUGAGAGACGCUGAAGAGAAACUGGUGAGAAAAUUGAUGGAAGAAGCAGAGAAAAGGGGCUUUAAGCAUGGUGGGUAUAUCCAAGAUUCUGUCGUCAAAGCUCCUCCCAGUGAAGAGAAAGAAGGUUCUUUCAUUCAAAUAAUUGUGGGGAAGAACAAAGAAAGAGAGGCCCAUCCGCAGCAAUUUCCACAGUACCAGUCAAGUGCUUCACAGGUGCUGCCACUGUCUUCUUCCCCUUCAACGUUCAAAUUACAGACCACUUCAUGAUGGCGAUAAACCCUUACGGAAACAAUUCACGAUGAUCAAUUAGCAUGAAUUGCUUUAUGUAUUUGUUUUUUGUUAACCUUAUCAUUGGAAUUACAGAUGAUUCCAUCUAUGUAUUUAUUUACUCUGAAUUUCUAAUAGUGAAUGGAGGUUUGGUUUA